AUGAACGCACUUAUAUCCGGCCUGCCUCUAGGUUACAGGUUUCGACCCACCGAGGAAGAGCUGCUUGAUUAUUAUCUGAAAAAGAGAAUUGCCUCAGAAAGGAUUGACAUGGACCUUAUCAGGGAUAUCGAUCUCUAUAAAAUUGAACCUUGGGAUCUCCAAGAGAUAUAUGGGGAAGAUGCUAGAGAAUGGUACGUGUUCAACAAGAAUAAUAAGAAAGGCAGUCGCAUAUGUAGAUCCACAGCAGGUGGUUACUGGAAGGAAACAGGAAAGGAUAAGCCAAUAUACUCGAAGCAGGCAGGUGGAAGACAUCAGAUUGGACAGAGAAAGAUUUUAGUCUUCUACAAAGGCCGUUCCUCCAAAGGACAAAGAUCAGAGUGGAUCAUGCAUGAAUACAGACGUGGCGCAACUCCUCAGGAUAAAGAAUGGGUAAUAUGCCACAUCUUUCACAAGAGAAUUAAACAUAAACAGAAAAGAAAUGAGGAAGAUAAUAAGGAAGAUAAUAAAGAAGAUAAUAAGGAAGCAGAAGAUCAAGUGGAAGAGGAAGAAGAAGAGGAAGUGGAAGAGGAGGAAGCAGAAGAUCAACGCAGUAACAGGAAAACGGAGGGGGAACGCAGCGCCGGGGGCACCGCCGGCUGCGGACGGCGCCGCCCGCAGUCUACAGGCGUCGCCGCCCGCAGCCUGCGGGUGCCGCAGGCUGCGGCCGCCGCCACCCCCGAGCACGGCCCCGCGGCUCUUGCAACCUCCGCCGUCUCUAACGCAAACGUUGUUCGUUUUCUUCGGGUAUUACGAUGCUUUGUUGGUGUGAAAGAAGGGGCGGCCAUGGCCAAAAACAGAGGGUCGAAGUUCUUUAUCAUUAAGGGAGGGGCGCAGAGGCGGCGGCGGUUUGUAGGAGGUAGCCCCUGUGGUACCCCACAGGGAGCAGCCGCUAUCCAUUGUGGCGUGUCACAGUGGUGGUUGCCGCCCACUAUGGGUUACCAUAGUGGUAGCGACUGUCGUUGGGGGUCGCCCACAGUGGCAGGUUUCGUCUGCCCCAUUGCGAAUGACCCACAACAAGUGAUGUUCACUCAAUGUGGUUCCCGCAGUGGUGGGUUCCACCCCACCCACUACGGAUGA
Cryptomeria japonica (Japanese cedar) is the source of this 1116-nucleotide messenger RNA. RefSeq names its product protein NTM1-like 9. The record is from RefSeq and is a predicted model, not a curated record. The transcript is spliced from 5 exons. Gene Ontology annotation, biological process: regulation of DNA-templated transcription. Lineage: Eukaryota; Viridiplantae; Streptophyta; Pinopsida; Cupressales; Cupressaceae. Gene Ontology annotation, molecular function: DNA binding. Bases 1 to 1116 code for a protein of 371 amino acids.